Molecule: messenger RNA, 669 nt
Organism: Miscanthus lutarioriparius
Lineage: Eukaryota; Viridiplantae; Streptophyta; Magnoliopsida; Poales; Poaceae
Source: the annotation of a GenBank genome assembly
AUGGUGGCCAGACUGCCACAGCGCCCGAACCGCGUUCAGAUGGCCACGACGAGCAGGCCGGUGAGGAUGACGGCCGCUAGCUUGGCACAGAGAGCUGGCCACGACGAGCAGGCCGGUGAGGAUGACGGCCGCCAGCUUGGCGCAGAGAGCUUAGAGGUAGAGGCGCUUCUUGAGAGCGGCCAUGAGCGCCACCGGGAGCAGCAGGGCAGUCACCGUGAGCCAGGGGCGGAGACAACCCCUAAUGCACUCACCAGCGAAUCUGCUCCUCCCCCUACAACUGUCGCGAAGCCCAUCCAGAUGCCUGUCAUGACGCACGUCGCUACGGCGGCGGAGGCCAUGGCGGCCAGACUGCCCCAGCGCCCGAACCGCGUCGAGAUGGCCACGACGAGCAGGCUAGUGAGGAUGACGGCCGCUAGCUUGGCGCAGACAGCUGGCCACGACGAGCAGGCCGGUGAGGAUGACGGCCGCCAUCUUGGCACAGAGAGCUUAGAGAUGCUUGAGUCCCUCAGCUGUGUGAGGAGCAGCAACCACCAGAGGAAGCUCACUUUGGUUCCUCUAUUUGCGCUGUCAGAGCUCUGGCUGACUAUCCAAUGUACUCAAAGGCAUAGCAGCUUCAAAGAGCCCGGCUGCCAUGAGACACCCGAGCUGGGAGCAGAGCCGGCCGUGUGA